This is a messenger RNA of Pectinophora gossypiella (pink bollworm), 2587 nucleotides long. RefSeq names its product elongation of very long chain fatty acids protein 7-like. The coding region runs from base 439 to 1545 and encodes 368 amino acids. The transcript is spliced from 8 exons. Gene Ontology annotation, cellular component: endoplasmic reticulum membrane. Gene Ontology annotation, biological process: very long-chain fatty acid biosynthetic process; fatty acid elongation, monounsaturated fatty acid; sphingolipid biosynthetic process. The record is from RefSeq and is a predicted model, not a curated record. Gene Ontology annotation, molecular function: fatty acid elongase activity. NCBI's taxonomy places the organism in Eukaryota, Metazoa, Arthropoda, Insecta, Lepidoptera, Gelechiidae.
AUUCAGUAGACUACUCUAUGCCGACCAGUACGUUACCGUCAAAGGUAAACAACUUGACAGUUUGUAUAUAUGAAAAUUACUACUUUAACGUCGCUUCAGUUGGUAUGGGCCUUUCGUAAGAAGGCCAUAGAGCAAGUUCUAAAAAAAUUAGUCAGUAAGAUUUUCAACUUCAAGCCCAGUAGAAAGUCGUUAAAACUUUACUUGUGUUACAUAAGUGAAUAAAAUAAUGUUUAUAAAACUCUGCUAGUUUGUGUAUAUUAAAUUAGUAAGAGAAAAGUGCUUUAGGAUUGGUCCUCGAAGGAACUAAGGUGACAGCUUGCUACGGGCAAAUUGUUACCGGCCUCCGUGCAUAGACUGACCGUUAACUAAAGUGUUAGUGUAGUGCAGUGUAGUACAUUUUGUAUUUUAGUGCCUAAGUUAUAAAUAAAAACUGUCAAAAUGUCGGGUUUCGUGAAAAUAGCGAUUGAUGACUACUACUCUGAUAGUAACUGGACCACGAUCAUCAACAAAUAUUGGAUGCUGGCUGAAAGAGUGUCAGAUCCUCGAGUACAAGGAUGGUUCCUGUUCGACACACCGCUGGCGACGCUGGCGAUGGUGGUCGUCUACCUCAGCUUCGUCAUGGUCAUAGGCCCUCUAUGGAUGGCUAACAGAAAGCCCUUCCAAAUCCACCAAGUUUUAGUCUGGUACAACGCCUUCCAAGUGUUUCUAUCAUCUUAUAUGUUCUAUGAGCACUUAAUGUCGGGGUGGUGGGGAGACUACAGCCUAUCAUGCCAACCAGUAGAUUACAGUGAGAGUGAACAAGCCAGAAGAAUGCUGCAUCUAUGCUGGGUGUACUACUUCUCAAAACUAUCAGAGUUCGCAGACACGAUAUUCUUCGUGCUGCGGAAGAAGAAGAGUCAGAUCACUUGGCUCCACUUGUACCACCACUCGCUGACACCUUUUGAGGCGUGGCUCCUUGUCAAAUUCAUCGCUGGUGGCCAUGGAACGUUCUCGAACAUCGUGAACAACUUGGUGCACAUCAUUAUGUACAGCUACUACAUGAUGGCUGCUAUGGGACCGCAGUACCAGAAGUACUUGUGGUGGAAGAAGCAUCUCACUACUCUGCAACUGAUCCAAUUCUUCAUGGUGCUCUUCCACUCGAUAAGCGCUCUGGUCUACGACUGCGGAUACCCCAAAAUCAUUGCUUCAGGCCUGAUCCUUCACUCGACUAUCUUCAUAGUCCUGUUCAUGAACUUCUACAUGCAAGCUUACAAAAAGUCACCGAGGAAGCCUGUCGUCUCCAAAGAGUCCAACAAUAACGACGGCCAUAUGCCAAAUGGCCACGUCAAAGCCAACGGCCAUGCUAACGGCCAUGCUAACGGUCAUGCCAACGGCCAUGCCACCGCCAACGGUCAUGCUACCACCAAUGGACAUGCUAGCACCAACGGUCAUCUUUCAAACGGUCAUCUUAGCAAUGGUGACGUCUCGACCAAAUGUAAUGGCGACACCAGAAACGGAUUCACGAACGGUCAUAUCGCGAAUGGUACAAAAGAGAAGGCGCAUUAGCGUUCGGUUCUACGUAGGUUUAUUAUUAUUUUUAAGGCUUGUGUUGUAGAGAGAGUUGGUUUUUAUAAAGUGCCUAUUUAAUGAAUUGUGAGAGUGAAGCGGCAGCUCUUAAAGAGUGAGGUGGACAUCUUUGUCUUGGUUAUAAAAACUGGAGAUAUUUAAGACAGAAUGUACAUUUAUGCUGUUGAAAGAGCAGUUUGUCUGAACAAAGUUAGUCAGAAUUUCAAAUAAUAGGUUCAUGUUGGAAAAAAUGAAUUUUCUCUACAUUUAACAACCCGGAUCUUAUUGGCAUAAUUGUGUAUAUAAAUAUAAGCCAACCUUCCACUGUGAGCUAGCGGCUAUAGAUUUAAGGUACUUAACAUUAUCAUGAUGUACCUGGGUAUGUGACAAUAUCAUACAUUCCUUGGAUUUAUUCUUUUCUUAUCUUCCAGUUUUAUAUUUUUAAACGCAAAGUAGACAAUGGUAUCUGACUGAAGAAAAUAAAAGCUUUUAUAAAAGGCACAGAAUUAACGUGAAGUAUUUGAAAAAAUGCGGUUGGAUAUUACUUUUUGCCAAGUGCUAAAAGAAUCAAAUAUUUUAUAAUUCGAAAAUCCAUUGUCAGUACUCAUUGUAAGUUCCGACAACCUACAGAUAAUAAUUAGCAUAAAGUUUUGAAAAAAAUAAUAAUGAAAAUAAUUAUUUCUAUAAAACCUUGAAUAAAUAAUUGAAAAUAUUAUUUUUUGUUAUGAACUACCUCAUUAUUUUCUCAUUCUUCGUCUACGUACUAUAAGACUACUACUGUCCGUAUAAGCUUUAUUUAGUGGUAGGAAUAGCAAUGUUAAACAAUCAUGUAAAUAUACACCAUUUAAAUUAUUUUUAUUUUAUAAUCGCGACGUCUGAAGGUACUUUAUUCAAACGAAUUCGUAUCUGUAUAUUCAGGAAAUAUUUUAAAUGUCGAAGAUUUUUACCAUUUACAAAAUUAAUAUGUAAGUGAUAUUAUUGUCCGUCCCCAAAAGUAGUAUACUUAAUCCGUCCAAAUAAUGUAAAAUUAUUUCAACAAUAU